GGUAUAAAAGUCAACGUAUACUUGCAUUUGCCACACAAUAGUUGAUCACAACUUGACACAAAAUUAUUUUAAGUUUAUUUAUACUAAACGUUGUAAAUUUAUUGCGAGAAAAUGCCGAUCGAUCUGUACUUCGCUACCUUAAGCCCACCGUCUCGGGCGGUGUUAAUGACACUCAAACAGCUUAAACUCGAUGUUAAUGUCAUUGAUGUGAACUUCCAAAAAGGGGAACACUUGACAGAGGAAUAUCUUAAGAGGAACCCGCAGCACACUGUGCCCACUCUUGUGGACGAUGGCUUUUCUCUUAGCGAGAGUCGAGCCAUUAUGCAGUACUUGGUCUCAAAGUAUGCGCCAAACAGUGCUCUCUAUCCGACCCAUGACCUCAAGAAGAGGGCACACGUCGACCGACUUCUCUACUAUGAUAUGAGCAUUGGUUACGCCAUACGGGACGCAGUGAUGAUCAAAGUAAUGAGAGGAGUGGAACCACACGAGAAUUCUGUCAAAAAUUUCAAAAACAAUUUCAAAGUUUUGGACACUUUUAUCGGUGACAACAAAUACGUGGCCGGAAAUGAGCUGACAAUCGCCGACAUCUCCUAUCUGUCAACUCUGACGGCUCUGGCGCUCAACGAUUACAAAGAAUUGGAUGACUUUCCGAAUGUGAAGAACUGGUUCUUCAGAGUGCAGAAAGAAUUGCCAUAUUUUAAUGAAUACUUGGUCUCUAAAUAUGCGCCAAACAGUGCUCUCUAUCCGACACAUGACCUCAAGAAGAGGGCGAAUGUGGACCGACUUCUCUACUAUGAUAUGAGCAUUUGGUACGCCAUUCGGGACGUUGUGAUGAUCAAAUUGUUUAGAGGCGAUGAUCCGCAUCCAAACGCAGUUAAAAAUUUUCACAACAAUUUCACAGUUUUGAACAAUUUUAUCGGCGAUAAUAAAUAUGUGGCCGGAAAUGAGUUGACAAUCGCCGACAUCUCGUAUUUGGCAACUCUUACGCCGCUUUCGAUCAAUGAUUACAAACAAUUGGAUGACUUCCCGAAUGUGAAGAACUGGUUCUUUAGAGUACAGAAAGAAUUGCCAUAUUUUGAAGAAGUGAAUGGAAAAGUACCGCAACUUUUCAAACAAUUUACCGCCGCUAAGAACGCUAACUCCUAUCAACGGAAAGCAUACAACAAAAUCUCGGAUAAUAUUAGUAAAAAUAAAAUGACAAUUGACUUAUACUUUCUAAGCCUAAGCCCUCCGUGUCGGGCCGUCUUAAUGACUGCCAAACACCUCAACAUCGAUGUGAACAUCAAAAAUGUUGAUUUCUCUAAAAGCGAGCACAUGAGCCCCGAAUAUCUUAAGCUAAACCCGACCCAUAAAGUGCCGACUAUAGUGGACGACGAACUCGUGCUGUUUGAGAGUCGAGCCAUUAUGCAAUAUCUGUGCAAUAAAUACGCGCCCAAAGACUCCCUAUACCCGUCAGACCCGAAACAAAGGGCAUUAGUCGACCGAUGGCUUAACACUGAUUUGUCCUACUUCUUGGCCACCGCUGAUGUACUCGUAUGU
This is a messenger RNA of Medioppia subpectinata, 1539 nucleotides long. The record is from the annotation of a GenBank genome assembly. Lineage: Eukaryota; Metazoa; Arthropoda; Arachnida; Sarcoptiformes; Oppiidae.